UCAUCAAACAAGAGGACAAGAAUUAUGCCUUAUCUAGUGAAAUGAUUAUCCCUGAGGAUAAGCCACAAACAUUUACUGAGUUUUCAAAACAUUUUAAAGAGAAAAUUCUACAGUCUAGCCAAAUGAUUCAUACAAAGGAGAAACAUUUCAAAUGUACAGAAUGUGAGAAAAGCUUUAGAUAUAAGUCUCAUCUCCUAGAACACCACAACAUUCACACAGAUGAGAAGCCAAACACAUGUACUGAGGGUGUGAAAUAUUUUACAGAAAAGAGUGAUCUGAAAAGGCAUGAAAGGAUUCACACAGGGGGAAAGCCUUUCACAUGUACAGAGUGUGGAAAACGUUUUACAUGGAAGAGUGAUCUGAAAAGGCAUGAAAUGAUUCAUACAGGAGAAAAGCCUUUCACAUGUACAGAGUGUGGAAAAAGUUUUACAUGGAAGAGUGAUCUGAAAAAUCAUGAAAGAAGUCACACAGGAGAAAAGCCUUUCACAUGUACAGAGUGUGGAAAAAGUUUCACAUGGAAGAGUGAUCUGAAAAGACAUGUAAGAAGUCACACAGGAGAAAAGCCUUUUACAUGUACAGAGUGUGGAAAAAGUUUUACAUGGAAGAGUGAUCUGAAAAAUCAUGAAAGAAGUCACACAGGAGAAAAGCCUUUCACAUGUACAGAGUGUGAAAAAAGUUUUACUGAAAAGAGUAGUCUGAGAAAACAUGAAAGAUUUCACACAGGCGAAAAGCCUUUCACAUGUACAGAGUGUGGAAAAUGUUUUACAGAAAAGAGUGAUCUGAAAAGGCAUGAAAGGAUUCACACAGGGGAAAAGCCUUUUACAUGUACAGAGUGUGGAAAAAGUUUUACAUUGAAGAGUGAUCUUAAAAAUCAUGGAAGAAGUCACAUAGGAGAAAAGCCUUUCACAUGUACAGAGUGUGGAAAAAGUUUUACGAAAAAGAGUAGUCUGAGAAAACAUGAAAGAUUUCACAAAGGGGAAACGCCUUUCACAUGUACAGAUUGUGGAAAAUGUUUUACAGAAAAGAGUAGUCUGAGAAAACAUGAAAGAUUUCACACAGGGGAAAAGCCUUUCACAUGUACAGAGUGUGGAAAAUGUUUUACAGAAAAGAGUGAUCUGAAAAGGCAUGAAAGGAUUCACACAGGGGAAAAGCCUUUCACAUGUACAGAGUGUGGAAAAUGUUUUACAGAAAAGAGUGAUCUGAAAAGGCAUGAAAGGAUUCACACAGGGGAAAAGCCUUUCACAUGUACAGAGUGUGGAAAAACUUUUACAUGGAAGAGUGAUCUGAAAAAGCAUGAACGGAUUCACACAGGGGAAAAGCCUUUCACAUGUACAGAGUGUGGAAAUAGUUUUACACAAAUGAGUAAUCUGAGAAAACAUGAAAGUAUCCACAAGGGAAGAAACCUUUCCCACAUUUAGAAAGUGGAAAAAGGUUUUUAUUGAAAUCAGGUAUCACAAAACACCAAAUAUUUACACACAAAUAAACUUUAUAUACACAGUGUACAAACCUUUAUACAAUUAUCCUAAAGAGGACAAACUCUCUAAAUAGAAGCAUCAAAAGAGAUGUUAUUGUAAUAAUACUUUCUAAACUCCAGUUAUAGAAGCCUCGAAUUGGAAGUGCUCUCCUGCUGUCCUUUGUGCCUCUAUAUAUGUGUACCUCAGUUUUUCUCAUAUAAAUGUGAUAGAAUCCAAAUACGACACAGGAAUAUACAAAUCUGCUCUCAUACUGACCAGUUUAUACAAACAUUCAUUACCAAAACACCCCCAGUGUUGUUUAUUAAUAUGACAGUGUUAGGAGUUGUACAUUUGAUUCACAUAGGGGAAAAAAUAAUUACAUUUACAGAAUAAAGGAGUCUUUAUAUGAAUAGAGUGUUAGACAAUUAUAUAAACAAGAACAUCAGUCUUAAAUGAUUGACAAUUAAUAAAAAAGAGAUUGUAACUGUCUGGUUAGAGUGGGAAAUAAGCUCACCUUUAAAAACGUUAUCCCAAAAAUGUUUAAAAUAUAUUGUGAAUAAUUAAGGUGGCGCAAUGUGUAAUUGCUAAUUCCCAAUUCUUGGUAGCCAAUAUAAUAUAAUAUAUAUAUAUAUAUAUAUAUGUGUGUGUGUGUGUGUUUAUAUAUGUGUGUGUGUAUAUAUAUAUAUAUAAAUAUUUACGUGGAAAGUGAUAUAUCGAUUCAAAGAUACAGAAUACGGAGAGGAGUAAAAAACGGAUCCACAGAGGUCCCGCAUUGACACUCCAAGGACCCACCUUAAGCAGCAAAAAAGCACAUAUAGCAGAACUGCUACCCCAGCAAAGAACUGGACAAAUAAAUCCAAGAACACAGAGUAUGGAAAGGAGGUAAAGACCCACAAUGACACUCCAAAGACCCGUCUCAAACAGCAAAGAAGCCUGUGUAGCAGAACUGCUACCCCAACAAAAGGAUUCACAAAAGGGAAAUAAAAGGUGAAGUGACCAGCAUCCGGGAUUGGAGAUCGCUUUCCAUAUGGGAGACUGUAUGCUUGAACUCCAUUUGAAAUACCGGAGAUUCACCCCCACCACCAAAUAACGACAUCUUUUACAGUGCACUGUGAACUGGAAUAUAAGGUACUAUUUGGCCUUAGUGCCGAAGACUUGUAUUUAUUAACAGCUUAAAUCAACUUACACUCAUAAAUGUGUUAAUCACGAUAAUCAUGACAAAUUGUAAGGAUUAUUUUAUAUAGAAUAUGGAUUACAUGUGCAAACUAAUAUUUAAUUAAUUAUACCACCCAGUCUCACACCAAACCUUGACUCAUUAGAUUUUCUUAGGAGUCUUGUUUUGCUCAUUGACUGGGGGAUGACAACUUAGUCAUAGGCCUAGAUAGGGAAAUCUGAGAUUUGAAUCCCAAAUUUAGAUCCCUAUAAAUCACAAUAGUUUAAGUUGUUAUAUUUAUAUGGUAGUUCUGUUUUGAAAUAUAUAACACUUCAACAAGUAAUUCCAAACUGUAUUAAUACUUAAUAAACUGUAGCUUAAGCAGGAGUAAUUCUUUGAGUAAUAUACUGAGAGCACAUGUCAAAUGGAGGUGAAAUAGUUAAAUUCUCAAGUUAGUAAGAAGCAGAUGAAAUGCAUGCUUAGCUGUUAGAAAAGCAGAGUAAUAAAGCCACAAUGAACCUUCUUUACAAUUAUAUUAUAAUAAACAGUCCAUUCAUAUGCAAGUAAAUUCAACACCUCACAGAUUCAAUGCAAAUACAGUCUUUUUUGGUUUGGUAAUGAAUUGCUGAAAGCGUGACUUCAAUUAGGCAAGUUGUACUAUUUAAAGUCUCAUGCAAUUAUAAGUUGCUGUUAGUAAUUACCAUAAGUCUUUAGUUAGAAAUCCAGAAGGCAGAUUCUGUUUUGAUAUUAUAAAAAAGGUUACCGUUACUCCAUGUACUUCACUCAAAUACCUGUAACAGACUGCGUCUGAUGAGGUCACAGGCUCCAGGUGCUGUGUGGAAUACACUGAAUGAGGGAGAAGUGCAGUGCUGCAGACUGGCGAAAC
Bombina bombina (fire-bellied toad) is the source of this 3493-nucleotide messenger RNA. Its product is annotated as gastrula zinc finger protein XlCGF26.1-like. Bases 42 to 1418 code for a protein of 458 amino acids. The record is from RefSeq and is a predicted model, not a curated record. The transcript has a single exon. NCBI's taxonomy places the organism in Eukaryota, Metazoa, Chordata, Amphibia, Anura, Bombinatoridae.